Fusarium keratoplasticum is the source of this 693-nucleotide messenger RNA. RefSeq lists its product as uncharacterized. Gene Ontology annotation, cellular component: cell division site; growing cell tip; plasma membrane. The coding region runs from base 1 to 693 and encodes 230 amino acids. NCBI's taxonomy places the organism in Eukaryota, Fungi, Ascomycota, Sordariomycetes, Hypocreales, Nectriaceae. The record is from RefSeq and is a predicted model, not a curated record. The transcript has 2 exons.
AUGGGCGUUGGACGAUUCAUCCACCAUUUCGGCGGCUUCUUGCUGUUCGCAGCGACAGUCUUGCUUAUCGUCGUUGACAUUACUGCUCCUGUAGUCAACGACAUCGCCAUCCUUAAGGUCGACCUUAACGAGCUGGCCCGGACCAACACUAGCCAGACCCCAACGACAAUCAACUUUGGCACCUUUGGUUACUGCAUUCUCAGAGAGAGCGGCGAUGAAUGCUCUAAGUCGCAGAUCGGCUACAACCCUGCCUCUGUCAUUUACAACGCUGCUGGAGGCAAUGUCGUUGAAUUCUCUGAUGCUGCCGAGAACACGGCCAAGGCAUUGACUUAUGUCAUGGUGCUGCACCCCGUUGCUACCGGGCUCUGCUUCAUCGCCUUCCUCCUGGCCCUCGGCGCCGGCACAUUGGGCUCCCUGAUGUCGUCGCUUGUCGCCCUCCUGGCCUUCUUUGUCACUAUUGUCGCCCUGGCCUGCGACUUCGCUGGCUUCGCCAUUGUCAAGAGACGGGUCAACAAUGCAGACAUCGACCUCAACGCUGAGUGGGCUGUCGGUAUCUGGCUCGUCCUUGUCGCUGCUGUCCUCGCCCUGGCUGCCACCAUCAUUGUCUUCUUCACCUGCUGCUCGGGCCGUCGUCGCCGCAGCCGCGAGAGCAAGAAGAUGGCUGCCUACCAGUCCUCCCCUACCCGCUACUAA